Symbiodinium sp. CCMP2592 is the source of this 354-nucleotide messenger RNA. Lineage: Eukaryota; Dinophyceae; Suessiales; Symbiodiniaceae. The record is from the annotation of a GenBank genome assembly.
AUGGGCAGCGACUUCCUCCUUGAGGCGCUGAUGGAAGUGCCGGAUGGCAUCGAACCGUAUAUGGUGGUGGUUGGUGUAUGUUGGUGUUGGAAGCGCUGGUUCUGUGUUCAGACAGAAAUGGUAAGGGACCGUGUUGCUUUGCUCGCGGGAUGCGACUACACAUUGCCACCAGGCGGAAGCCACAUGGACAUGUCCAAUGUGCAGAUGGAGGCUGUGCGCUGGGGAACGCGGCUCAUCGUCGCUCCGACCACAGGCUUGAAGGACAUUGUCGAACACGGCCUCAUCGAUCUCUGGACGAAUGGUAAGAUGACCGUCGAAGCGCUUGUGGAGCAAGGUUUUCUCGAAAAGGGUUAG